UCUCAAGUACAAAAGUCCUUACCUUUUCUUUCCAAUCUCUCUGAGAUAUUCCACUUCUCUUUCAGAAUCAUACAUCUAUCAAAAUCAACCAUGGCUAUUCGCCUACCACGUAUUGCUAGCUGUAAGAAAGUUCCCAAGGGUUACUUUGCGGUAUAUGUGGGAGAAAGCCAGAAGAGGUUUGUGAUACCAGUGUCGUUCUUGAACCAGCCUUUGUUUCAAGAUUUGCUUGGCCUGUCAGAAGAAGAAUUCGGCUAUAAUCAUCCUACUGGCGGUCUCACGAUUCCCUGCAACGAAGACCUCUUUGCCGAUGUUACCUCUCGCUUGAACUGAUUGUUGAGAGAAUUAUCACAUUCACCUCAUACAAUUUUGUAAAGCAAAAACGUAAAACUAUGUAAACACCUUUUUUCCCAUCCUUUUUGCCUUGGGAGCAGAAAUAAGUCUCCCUAUAUGGAAAACUAGAGAUGGUGGUUACUGUAGCUUCCAAUCAGUAAGGAAAAUCAUAGUGCAAAGCACAUCAGUCGGUUGAAAUUUUAUUUCCA
Molecule: messenger RNA, 539 nt
Organism: Hibiscus syriacus
Lineage: Eukaryota; Viridiplantae; Streptophyta; Magnoliopsida; Malvales; Malvaceae
Product: auxin-induced protein 15A-like
Exons: 1
Coding region: 91-330 (79 amino acids)
Biological process (GO): response to auxin
Source: RefSeq, a predicted model, not a curated record